Molecule: messenger RNA, 1842 nt
Organism: Hemicordylus capensis (graceful crag lizard)
Lineage: Eukaryota; Metazoa; Chordata; Lepidosauria; Squamata; Cordylidae
Product: meprin A subunit alpha-like
Exons: 12
Coding region: 1-1842 (613 amino acids)
Biological process (GO): proteolysis
Cellular component (GO): membrane
Molecular function (GO): metalloendopeptidase activity; zinc ion binding; protein binding
Source: RefSeq, a predicted model, not a curated record
AUGAUUGGACUCUGCUUGUUUGGAUUUCUAAAAGUGUCCUAUUGCUAUUACAGAUCAGGAGGACUGAGAACAACGAAGGUAUGCCCGUUAAAAAGCUAUGAAUCUGAAUCUAAGAGAAAACUGGCAGUGUACUCCUUAGAUGAAGCGAAACCUAGGCCUAGUAUCCCAGAAAUCAAUGCAGCGGCUGGAAGGAAAUUCUUUGAAGGUGACAUUCUCUUGCCGCUAGAGAAAAAUGCACUGAGGAACAACUCUUACAGAUGGAAACUACCAAUUCCUUACAUAAUGGGUGACAGCUUGGACCUGAAUACUAAGGGUGUUAUCCUGCAGGCAUUUGAGAUGUUUCGACUGAAAUCUUGUGUUGACUUCAAACCCUAUGAAGGGGAAAAGUCCUAUCUCCAAUUUGAAAAACUGGAUGGAUGCUGGUCAUACGUGGGUGAUUUUCAGACUGGCCAAUUUCUUUCCAUUGGAUUCGGUUGUGAAUAUAAAGAUACUGUGGAGCAUGAAAUUCUGCAUGCACUGGGGUUUUAUCAUGAACAAUCACGGAGUGACCGAGACGAUUAUGUUAAGAUUUGGUGGAAUGAAAUUACUGAAGGUCAGGAGUAUAACUUCAACAAAUAUGAUGAUAGCUUCACUUCUGACCUAAACACCCCUUAUGAUUAUGAAUCCAUCAUGCAUUAUAGACCUUAUUCAUUCAACAAGAACAGUAGCAUUCCGACAAUUACAACUAAAAUUCCAGAAUUCAAUGAUGUAAUUGGGGGAAGCCAGGAUUUGAGCAGGAUAGACCUACAAAGACUGAAUCGAAUGUACAACUGUGCUUCUAGCCUUACCCUCCUUGACCAGUGCUCCUUUGAGUCCAUUAAUAUCUGUGGCAUGGUGCAGAAUAGAAAUGAUGAUGCUGACUGGGAGCAUACGUUGACUACGCCGGUUGAUAAGGACCACACCUUGUUGGGCCGCUGUGCAGAGAGGGGAUAUUAUAUGCACCUGGAUACCACAGUAGGGCAUUCGGGUGAAUCAGCCGUUUUGGAGUCCCGCAUCUUCUACCCAAAGAGGAAAGAAAAGUGUCUACAGUUUUUUUACAAAUUCGAUGGCAGUCUACAAGAUGCGCUCAUCAUCUGGAUUAAAAGCGAUGAUGGAACUGGAAAUGUUAGGAAGACACUGAAACUGCAGACGAUCUAUGCGGAUGGAGAACGACACUGGACAUUAGCAUCCAUUUCCUUUAACAGCCAGUCCAAAUUCCGCUACGUUUUUCAUGGCAUCCGAGGAGACCCAACCAACUCUACUGGUGGAAUUGACAUUGACGAUAUCAGUCUGACUGAGACACAGUGCCCCACUAGUGUCUGGCAAAUAAGGAACUUCACUUCGCUUUUAAAUACGACCUCCAAAGGAGACUAUAUUUCAAGCCCCUUAUUCUAUAACUCAGAGGGCUAUUGCUUUGUGGUCAGGCUCUAUCCCCAUGGCUCACCCAGCUCAGUUAGCGGCUACUUCAGAAUUGGGUUUUCUCUUUGUAGCAGCGAGAAUGAUGGAAUUCUAGAGUGGCCAGCUGGGAAUAGGCAAGUGACAUUCACCAUAGUGGAUCAAGAUCCUGACAUCACUCAAAGGAUGUCAUCCAGCCGAGGUUUUACCACAGACCCUAAUCAAAUGCAUAAUGGUACACUUCUUUGGGAUAAACCAUCUAUUACCGGAACUUUUGAUUCUUCCUAUAACCGCUACAUAGGCCCCAAUUGGGGCUGGAAUUACAUCAUACCAAAGAGUGGAUUGCUUCGGAGGAGUUUCAUUAAAAAUGACAAUAUGAUCAUCUUUACAAAUUUUGAAGUCAUUGGAGAACCAGAUAGUGUGUUAUGA